UAAACAGAUACGGUACAGUAAUGCUUAUUUUUACAUACUAAGAAAUAUGUAUGUACAUGAAUAAAUAAUGCAAAACAACGCAUGCAACGCAUGUUAAAGAGAUUAAAUAAACAAUGAUUAUUGGACCUCAUUGCAAAUUGUGGUAAAAGUAGAGGAAACGUCAGAUGUAUAUGCUGUAGCAUGAAAAAUUAUAAGCGUAUACUGAUACGGCGAUUGAUUUUCUACAAAAAUCUAAAAUAAGAUGCUAUUUCGAUCUUUGUUGAUGAAAUUGAAAAUUAACGAAGUCAUUAUUUUGAUACAUAUUACUUUUGUUUCAAAACACACUUCGUAAGGUCAAUUACAACAGUGUUAUUCCAGAUAUGAACAUCAACGUCAUACCAAGUGAGCUGCUUCUUCAUAUAUUAUCGUACGUACCUCAGAGUGAUCUAUUCACAAACAUUGACCAAGUAUGUAACCUAUGGAAACAGCUUGCAUUUACAUCGUGUCUCUGGAAACAUGUUGAUUACACGGAGAUCUAUGUAGAUUAUUCCCAAGCGUUUGAGCAUGUGCGCAGAAUACAAAAUUUUGUGAAAAGCUUAACCAUUACACCUGGUCAUAUCAUCGACUUUUUCGGCUUUCAGAGGAAACUGCAGUUCGUAAAUCUUAAGUCCCUCGAUGUUUCCGACAAGCUUGUAGUAUCUGAAGUUUUCUUUGAUAAAAUAAUUCAACGAUGCCCAAAUCUAGAAAAAAUUAAAUUCAUAUCCGACAGUCGAUUUAAUAUGGAGCAUUGUUUAGAAAAAUUAAAAGGACUUAAUCUUACUGAGCUAGAUAUAGGAUAUUUCUACGGAACACGCACUCUAGAUGAUAAGUUAAUUUCACUUCUACGAAAACAACCGGAAUUAACGAAACUAGCUCUUCGUGGAUGGAAUACAUUAAAAGAUAGUUCUGUUGUCUCAAUUUUAAACGAUUGUACAAAUCUUAACUCUUUUUAUCUCUUUAAUGGACAAACUUCAAAUGACGCUUUCAUGGUUUCAGAAAAGGAUCUUCCAUUAGCUGAGCUCACAAUACAUUCUAAUUUACUUGAUGACGAAGGACUUCAAUUCAUAACAGAGAGAACAAAAUCUCUAAAACGUCUUAACAUCGAACAAAGCAGGGGAAUUACAGAUUGUGGAAUGGUACAAGUAACACAGAAUUGCCGCAGUCUUGAAAACAUAUCCUUCGGGAAUACAUAUCCUUCAAACAGCGAAAACUUAUCAAAUCGGACACUUUUCGCAAUUGCUGAAAAUUGUAGUCUUCUAAAGUCCUUGUCAACGGUUGGAUGUAGAAAUAUCGACGACGAUGGAUUAAUUGAAAUAGCAAAAUCAUGUAGACAUUAA
Mytilus trossulus (common blue mussel) is the source of this 1355-nucleotide messenger RNA. RefSeq names its product F-box/LRR-repeat protein 7-like. The record is from RefSeq and is a predicted model, not a curated record. Bases 360 to 1355 code for a protein of 331 amino acids. NCBI's taxonomy places the organism in Eukaryota, Metazoa, Mollusca, Bivalvia, Mytilida, Mytilidae. Gene Ontology annotation, molecular function: protein binding. The transcript has 2 exons.